This is a messenger RNA of Thecamonas trahens ATCC 50062, 1062 nucleotides long. RefSeq names its product dynactin. Gene Ontology annotation, biological process: cytoplasmic microtubule organization. Bases 1 to 1062 code for a protein of 353 amino acids. Gene Ontology annotation, cellular component: nucleus; microtubule plus-end; cytoplasm. The transcript has 2 exons. Gene Ontology annotation, molecular function: microtubule plus-end binding. NCBI's taxonomy places the organism in Eukaryota, Apusomonadida, Apusomonadidae. The record is from RefSeq and is a predicted model, not a curated record.
AUGCUUCCCGGGCGGCUGCGCGAGGGCGCCAAGGUGAGCCUGGUCCGGGCCGGGCGCCCUGUCCGCGGCACCGUCCGCUUUGUGGGCCUCACACACUUUGCGCCGGGCAUGUGGGUCGGCGUCGAGCUGGAGCGCAAGGCCGGCAAAAGUAACGGCUCUGUGGCCGGCGUCUCGUACUUUGUGUGCAAGCCGCGGUAUGGGGUCUUUGUCCGCCCGGACGCGGUGCGGCUGCAGUUGCACGGCGGCGCCCGCCCGCCGCAUCCGGGCCGGGUCAUUACCUCGCCGGCCGCCGUGGCCUCGGUCUCCAUCUCGGCGAGCAUGGUCGACGCCAUCGCCCGCCACGCCGCAGACGAGGCUGCCCGCCGUGAUCGUGUUGCCGCACAGCGCUCGCGCUCGCGCCACGCCCGCCGAACUGCAGCGGUCGGCGCACGGACCGACUCGGGCGGCGCCCAUGCGCUGCCGCUGCUGCCCCGCGAGGCUGUAGAUCCACGCGGCGCUGUGCCAGCCCACAAGCGCAGGUACCACGCCAGCAUGCAGGCGACCAAGUUCAAGGUCGGCGACUUUGUCAAGGCUGCCUACGACCGCAUCGGUGUCGAGCUCCACGGCUUUGUCAUUUCGGUUGGCUACCGCCCGGGCCGCUCCGGUCUCUGGAUCGGCCUCGCUGUUGACUGCCCGCCGCACACACUCCCGCUCAUCCCCAAGUACUGCGAAGUCGAUCCUAGCACGCCGCCAGGCGCGCACGCGUCGGCGUUCUUUGUCCGCCCCUCGGCGCUGGAGCAUGGUGACAAGAACGACUUUAUUCUGUACUCGGAGCGCUCGCGCGCCGGGCGCGAGGCCGCCGCCGCCGCCGCUAUCGAUGCUGCCGCCGAGGCCCUUCUCGACGAUGUCGACGCCGACGCCGACUCGCUCCUGAGCAACGUGCCGUCGUUCUGUAGCGAUUCAGCAGGCGAUGGCAGCGAGCAUAGGCCACCACCGCCGGCCGACUGGUCGUUCUCGUCUUCGGACGACGAGUACGCGCCGGUUCCGGUCGCCGCCGGCCUCUCGGGAGCCCUACCACAGUGA